Malania oleifera is the source of this 2619-nucleotide messenger RNA. RefSeq lists its product as uncharacterized. NCBI's taxonomy places the organism in Eukaryota, Viridiplantae, Streptophyta, Magnoliopsida, Santalales, Ximeniaceae. The transcript is spliced from 2 exons. Gene Ontology annotation, molecular function: protein binding. The coding region runs from base 280 to 2448 and encodes 722 amino acids. The record is from RefSeq and is a predicted model, not a curated record.
AGACCCACUCACAAAUCUGCCUCUGCGGAGACCGAUCUGCGGAGACCGAUCGGGCGGGACGCAGGAGCUUGACUAAACCGAUGCGUUUACAUCACUACUGAAAUUGGAAUAUAAACAAACUGAACCGGCCCUCCGGUGUCUGGUUGGUUCUCUUAUCGAGUUCACCCGGUGUCCUGAGCUAGGGUUUUGAACGUAUUCACAGUUCCCUUCUUCUCCGGCUUCUUCAUGCUUUGGUAAUUGACCCCGUUCGUUGAUUCCUGUCCUCUCCGUGCAGGCGACAUGAAUUUGAAGCGCUUCAUAUCCAGACAGGCGAUUAAGACCCUAUCUGGAUUCAAUGGCAAAACUCCGUCUUCAUGCGCCGAUUUGCAUAGAAAUGUUUCCGCCGUAUCCGACUCUUCUUCGAUGCGUUUGCCACACCGUCACGAACACAUCUUCCGAAAUCCUUCGUGUGCAAAACCCAUUUGGGUUUUUGGUAGAAGUUUUCACUCUGCUCAACAGACUGAGCCGAGUGGCUCGAGCGCGGAUACAGACGAUUCGGAGGAGGACGAAGCAAUGAGCGAGUUCUUGUCCCGAUUUGUUUGGAUAAUGCGCCGGAAGCUCUCGGAAGCCUACCCAAACUGUGACAAGCAGACGGUUGAUGGCAUGCUCUUGGUAAUCGUGGGGAAAGUCGUUGCAGAGACGGAGAAAGGCAGCCUUGAGCAGAUGCUUGGCACUGCGGCGGCCCUGCCUUCAAAUGAUUUCAGUGACGAUUUGUGGAAGACUAUGUGGGAUGUCAGCAACAUGGUGUUGGAUGACAUGCAGAAGGCGAAGAAGAAGGAGAAAAUGAAAGCUUUUCUCCAGUCUGAAGAAGUCAAGGAGAUGUAUAGAUUUGCCGGUGAGGUGGGUGUUCGUGGGGACAUGCUGAGGGAACUCAGAUUCAAAUGGGCUCGUGAGAAAAUGGAGGAGAGUGACUUUUAUCAGGAGUUGCAGAAUCUCCGAGCCCAAGAACAACAAGAAGAAAAUGAUGACGAAUUUGUUGGUGCGAAACCCAAAACUAUCGGUGAAGAGGCUGGCGGGGAAAACUCAGGCGUGACUGAGGAGAAACACAAGGUUGUUUCUCUUCCGAAGAGACGUGGGAAGACAAAGUACAAGAUUUAUGGUCUUGAUCUUUCUGACCCACACUGGGCUGAAAUGGCUGAUAAAAUCCAUGAAAAUGGGGAGAUCAUAUGGCCACAGGAACCGAAGCCAAUAUCUGGAAAAUGUAAACUAGUAACGGAGAGAAUCCUUUUGUUGAAAGAGGAGGAUGACCCUUCUUCACUACUGGCUGAAUGGGUUGAGCUUCUUCAGCCCAGCAGGAUUGACUGGAUAUCUUUGCUUGAUAGAUUGAAAGGGCAGAAUGCUGGUCUAUAUUUCAGGGUGGCGGAAUAUGUUCUGAGUGAACCGUCUUUUCAAGCAAAUGUUCGUGAUUAUUCAAAGCUUAUUGAUGCCCUUGCUAAAGAGAAUCGCCUGGAAGAUGCAGAGAGAAUCAUUAAAAAGAUGAGUGAAAAUGGUAUUUUACCUGAUAUUCUGACAUCCACUGUUUUAUUUCACAUGUAUAGCAAGGCAGGUAAUCUUGGUCGCGCAAAAGAAGCUUUUGAACACUUGAGGAGGGAAGGCUUCCAGCCAGACAUGAAGGUCUACAACUCUAUGAUAAUGGCAUAUGUGAAUGCUGGCCAACCCAAGUUGGGAGAAUCACUGUUGAGAGAGAUGGAGACAAGAGACAUCAACCCCACAAAGGAAAUUUACAUGGCACUGCUUCGGUCAUUUGCUCAACAUGGUGAUGCUGGUGGAGCCCUUCGAAUUGCAACCACUAUGCAGUUUGCAGGGUUCCAACCAAAUUUGGAAUCUUGUACAUUGCUUGUUGAAGCAUAUGGGCGAGCUGGAGACCCUGACCAAGCAAGGAACAACUUUGAUUACAUUAUAAAAGUGGGACACAGGCCUGAUGACAGGUGCACUGCCAGCAUGAUUGCAGCUUAUGAAAAGAAGAAUUUAUUGGAUAGGGCUUUGAAUCUUCUAUUGCAGCUUGAGAAGGAUGGAUUUGAGCCUGGAGUUGUGACUUAUUCUGUUUUGGUGGAUUGGUUGGGCAAGCUGCAACUGGUUCCUGAAGCUGAGCAACUAUUGGGCAAGAUUGCUGAGCAGGGUGAGGCUCCUCCUUUUAAUGUUCAUCUGAGCCUUUGUGACAUGUACUCAAGGGCUGGGAUGGAAAAGAAGGCUCUCCAAGCUUUGGGGUUUUUGGAGGCUAAGAAGGAGCAGUUGGGGCCAGAUGAGUUUGAGCGGAUUAUAAAAGGACUUAUUGUUGGUGGAUUUGUGCAUGACGCUAGGAGGAUACACAGUGUGAUGAAGACUCAGGGUUUUGCUGCAUCAGAACCUCUUGAAGUGGCCCUGAUGGCAUCUCAAGCCAUUCCCCGCAAGAAACCAACUAUUAGAUAGUCUGGUAGUUCUUUAGGAACAGUUAAACAACACUGUCUGGCCAGCAGAUGUAAUCAAUGCAGCAUUUUUAAGAUUUUGGUCGCUUAAUCAAUCUCAGUCUGUUCGUGUUUCUAAGUUUUGCUGCGGUUCCCAUUCCCAUAAGGUGCAAUAUAUCUUUUCCUUUCUUCUGAA